Molecule: messenger RNA, 2046 nt
Organism: Fomitopsis serialis
Lineage: Eukaryota; Fungi; Basidiomycota; Agaricomycetes; Polyporales; Fomitopsidaceae
Exons: 6
Coding region: 49-1824 (591 amino acids)
Biological process (GO): iron ion transmembrane transport
Cellular component (GO): membrane
Molecular function (GO): iron ion transmembrane transporter activity
Source: RefSeq, a predicted model, not a curated record
CUUGGAUUCACACACACUCCGAGGAUUCGAUUAUGCCCCCUACAGUCUAUGCAUGUAGACGGAUCCCCCUCGGAUCCACACGAAAACCCUACUAGGGAUCCAUCUAUCAUGCAUGUCGUCGACUCGGAACUCGCGUUGGAGGAGCGCAGCGCAGGCGGCAGCCUUGCGUCCCCUGCGGACUUCGAUCCCACGUUGGAGAUGACAUCUCCAAGCGUCUCAAAACAGCAGCAUUUCAAGGUCCCGGAUCCCAUGAUUGAUGUAGAUUUGCCGCCUCAGGCUCCCAGUGUCGCAGAAACGGCCAAUCUGGAUACGGCAAAUGCAUCUCUCGAUCGAAAGGCGCUCAUCCUGCUUCUUGUGCAGCACUUUUCGAGCUCUUGGGGCUCGCGUACUGCUGAAUUUGCGAUUUACCUCUUCCUCGUCACGCUGUUCCCCGACUCCCUGCUGCCGGCUUCUAUAUUCGGUUUCCUGACGACGGGGACUGCCAUCGUUCUCUCAGGAUGGGCCGGGCACCAGGUUGACAUCCGGAAUAACCUCCGUCUGGUACGGGUCUGCAUCAUGGUAGUGAAGGCAUCGGCAUGCGGAGCAUACGCGGGCUCUCUCGUCCUGUUCUACCGCCUCGGAAUGGAGGAGCAAUUGACGCAGAAAUGGUCAACUCCUUUGGACGCAGCAAUGUUUGCCCUCAUCGUCAUAUGUGGCUGUAUCCAGAAUCUUUCCGGGGUUGCGCUGUCCGUCGCAAUUGAGAGGGACUGGGUGACAGUCAUUGCCGAGGGAUCAUCGGAGCACCUCACUUUGAUCAACACGUACAUGCGACGCAUUGACCUAUUGUGCAAGCUGCUCGCGCCGCUUUUCGUCUCCCUGCUCACCAGCGUAACUUCGAACAUCAUCACUGCAUAUUGCCUCUGCGGCGUCGAAGCGGUAUGCAUUGUGUUCGAGUUACUAUGGGUCGACAUCGUCUAUCAGCGAUUCCCCUCCUUGCUGAUAGCACAAGCUGCAAGGCAAGCCGAACAGCAGCGGCAGGCACCGCUUCGCAGGGAUGAGCAAACCUCUGGCCUAAUCGUCAACCUCGUCACCACAAUACAGUCAUAUCUACGCGCCACUUUGUCAGACUGGCACGAAUUCAUCCAGCAUCCGAUCUUCCUGUCCUCGAUAUCCAUCUCGUGUCUAUACUUCACUGUCCUCAGCUUUGACGGCACGAUGAUCAGCUAUCUCAAGUCGGAGUCCUACACGGACCCUUUUAUCGCUGGGAUGCGCGGUCUCAACGUUGUCGCAGGUCUCCUCGGAACAGUGGCUAUGCCGUUCUUGGAGAGAAGGCUCGGCCUUGUACGCGCCGGAAACUGGAGUAUAUGGUCGGAAGUCGUCUGUCUGCUUCCGGUGACCUUGUCAUUCUUCGUCGGUGGUGGUCAGCCAAAUGCUCACGGACCAGCCUGGAAGUCGGCACUUCUGUUCGGAGGAAUGAUGCUUUCAAGGAUAGGUCUCUGGGCCUUCGACCUAUGCCAGUUGAAAGAACUGCAGCUAGCAUUAGCUUCGCACCCGAGGCGGAACGCGAUGUGGGCGACCUAUUGCUCCCUGUUCUGUUCUGACGGGCUGAAAAAUUGCCACAGAUCUGCGCUGCAAUACUCGCUACAGAACAUUGCCGACAUGCUGAAGUAUGUCCUCACGAUGAUACUUUCACGGCCGUCUCAGUUCCGGACAGCUGCUCUGACCUCUUUCGUGAGCGUCGUCAUUGGUGCCACAACCUAUCUGGGCUACGUGAGGAGAGAGCGUGGUCACAUUCUACACAGCUUCAGCGAGAAGAUCCCGCUACUCAGACGGAGAUCUGAAUGAACUUGAGGACCAAUGGCUAUGUAGCGGCAAGCAGUGGACGUUGCUUGUUCGCCUUAGGGAAUGAACAGCCCUUCACAAAUGUUGUAGUGACGGACGCCGGUGUGAGGACGCUGCUUGACCGUAGAACCCGCCGCUGAGAUUACGGUAUUCUUAAAUACUAUACUUGGAUCUACAUAGAUAAGGAUAGAGGGUCGAUUCGGUUCAGCUCUGGAUGGACUAGGG